Zychaea mexicana is the source of this 627-nucleotide messenger RNA. RefSeq lists its product as uncharacterized. The coding region runs from base 1 to 627 and encodes 208 amino acids. The record is from RefSeq and is a predicted model, not a curated record. The transcript has 4 exons. Lineage: Eukaryota; Fungi; Mucoromycota; Mucoromycetes; Mucorales; Lichtheimiaceae.
AUGAGCAAUGUGAAUGAUCCUUCUUGGUCUGAAUACUUCACCGGUGAUGAACUUGAAGAAAUCAGCAAUCACAAUAAUCCAGCACUACCAAAAGUGUCAGAGAAGGUCAAGAACCAUCUCGACCUCUUCCGCACCUUCGACGCAAGCAAAAAUCCCAAUGGCAAGCAUCGCCAAGCAACGGAAUUGUAUCGAUGGGCCUACUUCCCAUUAACCGAUCAUUCCGAGGGUGAUCUUUUGCGCCGUGUCUGGCAAUUUGUAGACACUUGCUUUGAUGAUCAGAAAAUACAAGUUCGAGGUGGGGAGAAAACAAGCGCUGCGUCCGCAUUACGCAAGAAUGAAGGUCGUAACAACGCUGGUGUGGAAGCCAUGACCCGUAAAGCAUUGGGUCACCGUGGUGACUUGAUUUUUGUCAAGUCAGGGCUUGAAUUGGGCUGUGGUGAGCUCGGCCGGUACGACCGUGGGCCAAAAGGGUCGAAGGAGAUGCGUGAGGGGUUCCUAAAGACCCCAAAGAUGAUGAAAGAUGAGUUGUGCGCGCUCAUUGCCAAGUGUCCCGACCAAGUUGCCAAGUUGAGGAUUGUCGGAUUUAUCUCAAUGGGUAAUUUGGAAACUUGUUUAAUCUAUAUCUAA